AUAUUAUGAAUAUUCAUUCAAUAAAGUGAACAUAAGCAAAAAACAACAUCUCAGUAUAAAAAAGUUUAUAUAAAGGAAAAAACGUUUACACAAUGCGUUUAAAUUUAUUUCUAGUCAGCAUAUUAGCUGGUAGUUGUGUAGUAUUUGUGUUUUCAAACGAAAUGGAAAGUGAUAACAGUACAGUUAUAAGAAGAGAUAGUACAAAACAUAAAACUAGUAAUGUUGCUGAAUUGUUUGAGGUGUUUGCAGAUGUUUUAAAUGAUAAGACAAAGCAAGAAAAAGCAAAAACUUGGAAAGAAAAUUCGGUGAACAGAAUUGUUUCAGCAAAUGUUACAAUUGACAAGCAACAGCAGCAACAACAACAGCAACAACAGCAGCAGCAGCGUAGUGGAUCUUUAAUUCUAUAUAAUAGCGAUUAUUUGGGCGAAUUAGGUUACGAUUUCAACAUUGAUAACAAUUACAAUUGGGAUCCUAAUAAUCGUAUUGCUCCACCCGAUACACCUACACAUGCUUUGGGCGGUUAUGUAAUAACACCGCAACGUUUGGCGGAAAUACGUUCUUAUUUUAUGUAUUGGUUUUUCGAUCAGGAUAUGUAUGAAGGACGUGGUGAUUAUCAAUACGAUAUUCACGUUUCAACAACGCAAAUACAUAAAAACUUAAAUUUUCAAUUGCCUUUUUUCGGUUUUCGUUUCAAUUACACGAGGGUAUCUUUAAAUGGUUAUCUGGAAUUCUCUGAUCCACCUGAAUAUUAUACGUAUCCCUUGGUGUUUCCCAUUAAAGAUUGGCCGAAAAAGAAUGAUCCCUCGUUCAUUGGUAUAUUCUUUUCGAAAUGCCGUGUGGGUCGUAUAUAUGCCACCGAUAUUGAUCAACGUACACCAGGUGUUUAUUUUCGAUUGGAACGUGAUCUGAUGACACGCACUGAUAGAUUUGGUGUUGAAGUACGUGAACGCGUCAUGUGGGAUAUACGUGAGGGUGUUGUGGGUGCUGAAACGUUUAUACCCAAACAUGUUGUAAUAACUACAUGGAAGAAUGUUUCAUUUGCCGGUGGUAUUGACAAUUCUUUAUUCACGACAAACACAUUUCAAAUGGUUUUGGCGACCGAUGAAGUUUACACCUACGCUAUAUUCAAUUAUGGAGUCAUCAAUUGGUCAUCGCAUACAGAAGCCGGAGGUGAUACGACACGUGGUGAAGGCGGUGUACCAGCAUAUGUUGGUUUUAACGCUGGCAACGGUACGCAGUCAUAUGAGUAUACACCUUAUAGCCAGGAUAUGGUUGUACGUGACUUGACUGGCCGCGGUUGGGGGAACGGUUUCCCGGGUCGCCAUAUAUUCCGUAUAGACGAAAGAAUCUUAAUUGGUUCAUGCAACAAGGAUAUUGAUGCUUCACAUUUACCCUUAACUUUUGCCCCAGAAUCAGGCAACAUGCUGGGCGGUACAGUAGUUAAUAUCACUGGUCCUUGCUUUGAUCGUAAUGUGCGUGUAAUGUGCCAUUUUGAUACUGAAGAUGUAUUAGGUCAUUAUGUGGAUAAAAAUCGUGUUAUUUGCAUUCAGCCGUUCCUUAAAGCCGAAGGUUAUAUCCGUUUGGAAAUUUCCGUUGGUAAUGAACGCUUCAAAUGGCGUGGCAAAUACUUUGUUGAAACUCCCGAUGCAGCCGCAGAGAAAAUUUUUUUUGAAACUGAUGAUGUUCACAGAAAGGCACCCAAAGAGAUACGCAUUAAUUGGAAUGCUUAUAAUUUAACCACAAAUGCAAAUGCAAAUAUUAUGAUAUCGUUGUGGGGUUAUCGUGAAACCACAAUACACCCUCAGUUGGAGUAUAUUGAUGUUAUUGAAGCAGGCCUAACGAAUACGGGACAUUACGUUAUUGCUCCACAAAAUUACGCCAAUCGUAAUAAUAUCAACAAUGACUUGCAAUUCGGUUUUCUACAGAUUAAUUUAACUGAUCCCCAGCAAUAUAAUGGUUUACAAAUAAGUCCUAUAUUAUGGUCGAAGCCAAUACCUUUAGGUUGGUACUUUGGAUUUCAAUGGGAACGUAAAUACGGCCGAAAAUGGCCACGAGCCUUAUGUGACAAUUGGAUACGUAGUGAUAGGUUUUUAAGAAAUUUUGCUGCCGAUUUACCGUUGUGUCCUUGCACUUUAGAGCAUGCGCUUUACGAUAAGGGACGCUAUAGGCCGGAUCGUGAAUGUGAUAAAGAUUCCAAUCCGACUUGUUUAAGGCAUAAAGGAGCUAUACAUUGUGUAGUUAGCGGUACGCCUACAGGUCAAGGUGCUGAGCAACAGUGUUGUUAUGAUCGUUACGGUUUCUUAAUGCUAUCAUACGAUCAAAUGUGGGGUUCUCGUCCACGACGAAUUCAUAAUUUAGGUAAAAUGCCUUGGAAUGAGGCAAGCAAGGUGCCUACCUUAUCCACAUGGUUCCACGACAUGCGCCCUUUCUAUUCGUGUUGUUUUUGGCAAGAAGAACAAGCUGUAGGUUGCGAGACUUUCCGCUUUGAACGGCGUCCCUCACAAGAUUGCGUAGCUUAUCAGGCUCCGGGUGUGGCAGGAGUCUUCGGCGAUCCGCAUAUUAUAACGUUCGAUGGAACGCAAUAUACUUUUAAUGGUUUAGGAGAAUUCGUGUUGGCUCGAAGUGUUGAUGCCGAACAUCGUUUCGAAAUUCAAGGGCGUUUCGAGCAAAUGCCGCCUAAUCAACAUGGUGGAGUAGCUGCCACUCAGCUAACAGCAUUGGCCAUGCGCGGCAAUACCACAACAACAAUUGAGGUUCGCUUACGUCCAAAAGAGGCCCGUUGGCGUUACAAAGUGGACGUACUGGCAGAUGGUCGCCGUAUUUACUUUGAUCGUGAAAGUUUAAAAUUUCAACAUUUCGAUGGCGUAACCGUUUACACGCCCACAUAUCUACUUAAUCAGAGCGAGGUUGUGGUUAUGUUCGACUCGGGUAUAGGUGUUGAAGUUGUAGAGAACGAGGGCUACAUGACCGGACGAGCAUAUUUGCCCUGGCACUUUAUAAAUAAAACUUCCGGAUUGUUUGGCAAUUGGAGUUUUAAUCCGCUGGAUGAUUUUGUUUUACCGAAUGGUCUAAUGCUCACCUUAAACCUAAAUGAUUUCGAACAAUUGCAUAAAGAGUGGGCGAUGAAGUGGAUGCUGGCCGAUCGCGAUUUGUCUGGUUUAGGUUCGGCUUUAUUUACGCGAGAAUUUGGCAAAUCGGCCAGUUAUUAUUCGAAUCAAUCGUUUGUGCCAAAUUAUGAAGCAGAACCAGAAAACUUUCUACCAGCGAAUCGAUCCUAUGAUAUUGAGCGGGCCGAAGAAUUGUGCGGAGAAAGUUAUCAGUGCCGUUAUGAUUAUGGCAUGACUUUGAAUCGAGAUUUGGCACAUUUUACAAAAAAUUAUUACGACAGCAUAAUAAACAUAAGAACUUUGAAUUCCAAACGUAUUUUAUCAUGCGGCGUCUUGGAAACGCCUCGUUUUGGUCGUAAGUUAAGUUUCAAUUUUAUGCCGGGCGCAAAAGUUUCCUUCGAAUGCAAUGAGGGUUUCGUUUUAAUUGGCGACCAAAGACGCGAAUGUCUAUCCAAUGGUUUAUGGAAUAUGCCCGAACACGGUUAUACGGAAUGUCUUCGUGAAGUUUAUUAUACGAGGCGCGUGGCCUUCAUAGCAAUUGGCAUUAUUUUAGCUGUUAUAUUGCCAUUGAUGCUGUGCAUUGUUUGUGGGGCUUAUCGUUUCCGUCAGAAACAGCUUAAGGAAAAUCCGCAAUGGCAAAUGUCUUUGCCGCGUUCAAGGGCAUCGUCGCGUACAAAUUUACGUCAAAUAAGUAACGGUCCCGAUGAUGACAGCGAUACGGAUCAAAUGGGAACUAUUAAAAAGAGUAGGUCUUAUGAUAAAGUAUAUCACACGAAUGAACCACUACCGGGCAAACCCCGAAUUGACUUUCCAGCUAAGAAAUGGGAUCUCGAUGAGGAGGACUUCACAUCAUCGGAAGGUAGUGGAAAUAAAGAUUCGAAAUUAGCAAAGGAUAUUGAAUACAUUAAUAAAACAGGUGAAAAAACAAAACAAGUUGGUAGACGAUCCUUACAUUCAAGCUCGGGACAAGAUGAGGGUACAGCGAUUGACGAACAAGAUGAACUCGACGAUGUGGGAAGUUUGCAGUCACCUACUUAUAAACGGAACGGUUUCACUGAUUUACCGAACGGUUUAAAACAGCAGCAAUAUAGUCCUACAUUUAGUGCGAUCGAUAGCCGAAAUAGUGGGGCCAGUUCCAUGAGUUAUCAACCGAAUCAAACGCGUUAUGGUGGUGUUGCAGUAUUACCAAAUGCUAACGGGCAAUUUUUCAAUCGUACAUCUAACGCACGUCCCGCGCCCAUAGUAACUGCAUUAUCACAAGAAAAUGGCUUACCUUCACCGCCGCAUGGUGCUUCGCCAACACCUUCGGUGCAAAAGUCUACAGAAGUUUAGCGUGUAGGCAUGUAAUGCAUUACUCGAGAUUUAAACCGUAAUGCAAUUUCCCAUCUUUUGUUUACUAAAAGGAUAGCCAUGACUUUAUUAAUUCUCUUCUCUUCAUACAUACUUCAAUGUUAUAAUAUUUAAUUUUCCUAUACGUUCAAUUUUAAUCCUUUUUAAUUACUUUAAAAUGGAAAUAUUUUUUAUAUAUAUUUGUAAUAUAAUAACAGAUUUCAUCGCAUUUCAUGUGCAUACAUUUUUCGCUUUAAAUCAUUUCAUUAUUUUUGCUUUCACACGUGUUUAUUAUUCAUAUGUGUGUGUUAUGCAAUUGUACAAUGAAACAAUAAAAAAAAAAAAUUUGUAUUUUCCAAUUAAAAGCUUGCAAUUUUAGUAUUUAUUAAUUGUUUGAGUCAAUUAUUUGUGAUUAUAACAUUCACUUAAAUGAAUUUUGGGCUUUUAAAUUAAAUACUAAUAAGUAAUUAUUUGUUAAUUUCACUAAAUAUAUAAAGCUGACAUAAUGCCAAUUGCUUCUCGUUUCAACACUACUGUUGGUGUUCAAGUUCGAUUCUAAACAUUAAAUUCAUUAAUAUUUUCAUAGAAAUCCAACUAUCUUGACUGUAAUACUAUCCGCUAGAUUUGUCAAAUAAUCCGUUCUCUUUCAUUAAGUAAGAAAAUCGUUUAGCUUUGUAGCGAAUCUUAAGUAAUGUGUUUUACGCAAAUGUGCGAAGGCCUUAAAGCGAUACGUUAUCAACCAAUAAUUAGAUUUCAAGUAGCCAGCGAUAUUACUUUAAAGCUCGACUUUUUUAAAAAUGUUUUUCAAUUUAUUUCCAGCCAAUGAAGGCAAAUGGCCUUUCAAGGCUUUUAGAGAAAUGUACCUCUCAGCAGUUCGAAAUUUUCUGCUCAUUCUUUCCCUUCAAUGU
This is a messenger RNA of Glossina fuscipes, 5344 nucleotides long. RefSeq names its product protein mesh (gene mesh). The record is from RefSeq and is a predicted model, not a curated record. Gene Ontology annotation, biological process: cell-matrix adhesion. NCBI's taxonomy places the organism in Eukaryota, Metazoa, Arthropoda, Insecta, Diptera, Glossinidae. The coding region runs from base 93 to 4439 and encodes 1448 amino acids. The transcript has 15 exons.